UUUUAUAGAUGAACCUCCACCACCUUGCAGAUCUAGAAAUCGCAUUGAAUAUGAAUCGUAUGUGAGAGAUUAAUGGAGAGGUUUUAAUAUGAUUAUUCGUAACUGGUAUGUUUCUGUAUCUGAGGAAGAAUAUGAAAGAGUUCUUGCGAAGAACUGGAGAGGUGACGAAGAAGAACACGGUCUAACCCUCACAGAAGUCCAAAGUAAAAACGAAGUCCAUCAAAACUAAAAGCCCAAAUGGUGUGCACAACUAUAUUAAUGAAACGCAGAAUCGCAGAAUGAGGACACGUGGCGCGCCCAAAAUCACUGACUUUCUGACCUGUCUGCCUAUGUGACUUCACCAGGAGGGAGAAAACCAUUUUUUAUAUAUAAAGAUUUGCAAAAAGCCUUUAACUGGCCCAAAACAUUUCCCGAAAAUCUAUACAGCCACGUCCUUUCAUCUUCUUCUACUCGCGAAACCCCAAAUUUCCUGCCGCUCCGGAUUUCUGGUGUAACUUUCUACCUGAAUAAUUAAGCUUCAUCAAAUCUAUGUUAAUGGCUUCUGCAAUCAAAACCUACUUGCCGAUAGAAUUUCCCUGCCUUCACCCUAUAUAUAUCACUCUGUUACAGUCUACAAAAAAUCCUUCACUUCCAUGACCAACAAAUCAGCAAUAUCAUCCUCCACAUUCACUACGCUAUGUUCUUCAGUUACGUUCUUCUCGGCUUGGUAGAGGCGAAGCUUCUAUUUAGGAUCAUCCAUUUUUGGGAUCCCAGAGCACAGCGAGAGGAUGCAUGCUUAUUGGUCUGGAUAUAAGGAGAGGAGGCGGAUUCAAAAUGCAUGUUCUUUCGACUACUGCAAAGAGAUUUCGUUUGUGAGAUUAUCAAUACCAAACUACUGAUUUGUAAUUUGGUCAUUUGUGAUUCGUUGAACCAAACUAUUCGUUUUCUUUCAAUCUCUGUCUUUUUCUAAGCCAAAACCUUAUUUUUGGCAUUUUUCAGAUUUAUAGGAACUUCUAGCCAAAACAUGGAAGACCUUGACAGUAUAUCGAAGGCUUGGUUCGAUUUUUGGAAAGAACGCUGAGGUGGAAACAUCUAGCUCCCAUUUCACAAACAACACCCGGUGAGUGAGAGUACACUUUCCCUUGCAUAUUUUACCUUUUUGGGACUAAGCCCUCAAGAAAAAUGAAAAAGUACAAAAUGAAACUCAUUGGUUUAAUUCACUUUCAUACAAAAUUUCUCAAAUUUCUAUGGAUUCAAAGUUUUUUUUUUGGUUGAGCCAAGAACCUGAUCAUAGCUUCGUUUUGGUUCUUUAGCAAUGAUACGACGGUUGACGCUUUCGACACUUUCGUCUGCAAAAAUGGAGCCGGAAACCAUAUUCUGGGAGCUGUCUUUGUUGAACUCGAGACCAUUGUCAUCUAUAAAGUCUACCGGGACUUACUAGCAGCUUUUCAAUCAUGAGUAACUUAACUCUGGGAACAACUUCGCCAAUGGUGAGAGAAAAUUUUAUUUUUCUCUUCUUCUUACUGAUUAUUCAAAUGGUGAUUAGAAGUUAUAUAGUCGCAGUUGGAAAGGAGAUUGUGGACCUUUGUCUUAACAGUGUCAGAGAUCUUGCCGACAACUAUACAUGCUUGCAAGGGGUUAUUGGUCUUUAAUGCUGUUGGUGGAGUAACUGGUUCUGGUUUGAGAUAUCUGUUGUUAGAACCUUUGUCUGUAGAUUAAGGAAAUAAGUCGAAACUUGGAUCCACCAUAUAUCCUUCUCCUCAGGUUUGUACUGCUGUUAUAGGUACCUUACAACGGUGUUCUCUUGCUGCCUUCGCUACUUUUAAAAUCUCUCAUAUUUCCUAAAUUUUUCAAGCUCGGUGUUGCGGUUGUAGUGCAUUGAAGUUUGAGCUAAUGAUCUCCCUCAAAUGUCGGCACAUAUUUUGACAGGGAUUCAUGUGGGCGAGAAAGUCUUAUUCCUAAGGAUUCAGUUAUUCGCAAAUGACAAUAUGCAUCCGUUCAUAUUCCAAAAGAGGCAAUACCCCCAAUAAGAGUAUGUUAUGCACAGGUUGCCCUCAAUCUCCCAAGACCAGUUUGUAGGCAUGGUCAGUUUUUUUUGGCUCUCUCACGACUCACAAAGCCUGUGAGAAUAAAAAUCAACAUUAUAAUAGGACAGUUUCAAGGCUCCUUAAGGUGUACACGUAGGCAAACGUGUGGGACCCACCUUAUUUAUUUUUUCCGGACCCCGUGGGCUAAAUAAAUGGGCUUCUUGUUUGUUCAUAGCUAUUGAAUGGGCUUAAGGGUUGCUCCUGCGUUUUGGUAAGAAGAAAGACCGAGCCCUCGGCUUCUUCCAGAUCCUUCACCUAUGGUCGAUUCCUCUUCGGUCUUAUCGGAUUAACUCGAUCUUUAUGGCUGUCUUAAGUUCCUCGGACGACGAAACGUCAACCUCUAACGCAUCCAGAAGAUCCUAUUUAUAGGUUCUUCAUGAAAUCAGGUAUCGCCCUCCUCGCUACUUUUUCCUCCCUUUUUUUCAUCCUGUUUCUGAAUCCGUUACGAUAAUGGCUUCAUCCCCAACUCCAGUCGUUAACGCCGCCGUCGGCAACCCCACGUUUUACUCUCUUCGUCUCGGAAGAUCUGCUUAAUCUGUUGUUGGUCGACUCAUCCGGUUUUGGGAUUCCCGCAACGUCAGCAAGAACGGAGAGUUUAUGGGGAUAACAAUUCUACUCCUCGAUGAAUUAGACUCGGUGAUUCAUGGUUUCAUUCCAGCUAAUCGGGCCAACCAUUACCGGUCCUCUUUGAGAACCGGUUCUAUUGUCAGAUUGGACCGUUUUGACGUGGCAAGGGUGGGUCACACGUAUAAUAUUACUGAGCAUCAGUACGUCAUCCGGUUCAUUCCUUCAACGCGUGUUGUUGAGGUCCAAACGGAUGCCCCUGUGAUCAAGAUGGACAAGUUUAUGGUUAGGCGUUACGAACAGCUUCAAGUGCUUGCGAACACCAGUUUAGAGCUACCAGAUGUUGUUGGUGAGAUAAAAUCUGUGCAGGGGUCCGAUCUCAAGAACCAAACAGCCAGAAGCAGGGUUGUUGUCCGCCUAUUAAUUGAACCGAACAUGACCGUGUUCAUGUCUUUAUGGGAUGAGGCUGCAUCAGCUUUUAGAGGUCUCUUGAAAGCUGGGGAUAAAUCACAGUCCGUGAUGUUGGUGACCACAGUUAAUCCUAAACUCUUUGGAGGGAAUCUGUAUCUCAAUUCCACACAAGGGACUAGGUUCUUCUUUGACACCAGUAUCUCUGAAAUAGCAGAGUUUGUUAGCAGCAUUGGAGCUACACCACCUCAAGAUUAUACAUGUGUCGACACGCUUGAAAGAGUCAAGAAAAAGGAGCUUGUGUCAAUAGGGGAUCUCAACACAUUCAUCUCGAACUCUAACGAACAGACCCAAGAAGCUGAUUUCCUCUGCAAAGCCCAGAUUAUUGGUGUCAUUCAGGAAAAUGGGUGGUUCUUUGUGUCCUGCACUGGUUGCCACAAAAAAUUGGAAAAACGUGGGACGUCAUUGGACUGCAGCAGAUGUGCAACUUCUGACGUGACUGGUGUUGUUAGGUUCCGCGUUGAGCUUGCUGUUGAUGACGGAAAAGAUAGCACAACGUUUGUUGUCUUCGAUAAGGAGAUGAACAAGCUCACCAAACAGGAAGCUGCUGUGCUUGCCCUGGAUGAGGUUUCAAACGGUGGAGAGGAGUAUCUCCCAAGUUGUCUUGAAGAGCUAGCAGGGAAGGAGUUUGUGUUUCAGAUCCGUGUAACACCUUUCAACUUCCCUCCCAAUCACCGUACCUUCACCGUUGCCACCAUCUCUGAAGCUAGCGAGACACACUCUGAGAACAGUGGAGUUGACACAGGAUUGGAAGCUUCGUCUUCGGGCCCGUCUGUUUUGGGAGUCAAGAUUAGUGAAGAACGUGCAUCAGGCAAUAAUCCAGGGAAUGAAGGCGCUCAGCAGAGACGCAAGCGUGGCCAUGAGUAAUUGGGAAAACAUAUUCCUACAAACCCGUCAUCAGUCUUAUUUGUCUUUUUUUAAAAAAACUUCUACUAGCUCUUUGACAAAAAAAAAAAAAAAAACUUCUACUAGCUAUGAUACUCAUUAUGAGCUUUGAUCUCUGUCGUUAUCGUUUUGAUUUCCAUGGAUA
This is a messenger RNA of Brassica rapa (field mustard), 4128 nucleotides long. RefSeq lists its product as uncharacterized. The record is from RefSeq and is a predicted model, not a curated record. Lineage: Eukaryota; Viridiplantae; Streptophyta; Magnoliopsida; Brassicales; Brassicaceae.